Messenger RNA from Exophiala viscosa, 1068 nucleotides. RefSeq lists its product as uncharacterized. The record is from RefSeq and is a predicted model, not a curated record. Lineage: Eukaryota; Fungi; Ascomycota; Eurotiomycetes; Chaetothyriales; Herpotrichiellaceae. The coding region runs from base 1 to 1068 and encodes 355 amino acids. The transcript has a single exon.
AUGUCUGCACCAACAUGGAAUCGACAUCUGCCUUACCGGAACCGCCGACAUAAACUACGACCAGUCCAACAUCUCAACGGUCAACCUACCUCUACUCCACCAGCGACUCCUCAUACUCCAGUACCACAGCGAGCUGACCCAGAAUCACCUUUCACGACCAGCGCCACACCAAGUCGACGAUAUGUUCGACCUUGCAAGCCCUUUCCUUUCUUCCAACUUCCUGGAGAAAUCAGGAACAAAAUCUAUGACCUUGUCGUCUCCGAAACUCGAAUCGUCAUUUCGGCCAGCCAUCCUCAAAAAGAGCUGGACCAGCUCAAGACACAACAACCACUAAAGAAGCACAAACGGCCCCGUUGUCGACUCUCGGGCAAAUUCGUUGGAGAUGCUGCACCCAGAGCUCUAAUGUUCACUUGUCGUCAGAUGAAUCAGGAGGCGGUCGAGUUCAUCUAUGCCAGGACCACCUUCUGCUUUGAUCGAUUCGUGGUCAUCAACAAAUUCCUCAAUGUCAUCCCAAAAGCCGGCGCCAGGAGUAUCGAGAGUCUGCAGAUCACUCAUACGGGGUAUAGUGAGCCUCAAUGGAUGGAUAACCGGGUCUGGAAAUUCCGCCAUGAUGCCAAAUGGAAGAUGACACUGGAGAGAGUCAAAGAAGAAAUGACAAGUUUGUCUCGGCUCAAACUCGACUUGACCUUCUUCGACUGGCCGUGCCGACUCGAGACGAGCGAGAAGUGGGCUAGACCCUUACUUCACCUUGCAGGGGACGGUCUCGAUUGGGUGGAUAUUACCUUGAAUCACGACAGAUUCCAUGUUGUGAAAAAUGCCGCAACUGCAAAGGAACUCGAGAAUCGAAUGAUGACGACAGAGGGCAAGAAGAACAAGAUCAAGGAGGCCAAGCUGCAAGCCAUCCUCGAGAAAAAGAGGAAAGAGGAAGCGCAAAGGAAGGCGACAAAGGUACUGACCAUCAAGAUGCCUUUGACGGACAAACUCAAGGUGAGCAAUGUGCCGCUGAAGAAAAAGGGCAAGGGUCUGGAGCAUUAUUCAUGGGCUCAACCUUCUGUUGCAUAUUGCUAG